This is a messenger RNA of Parasteatoda tepidariorum (common house spider), 1935 nucleotides long. RefSeq names its product receptor expression-enhancing protein 5. The record is from RefSeq and is a predicted model, not a curated record. NCBI's taxonomy places the organism in Eukaryota, Metazoa, Arthropoda, Arachnida, Araneae, Theridiidae.
GAAACCUAAAUAAAGUUAGAGAAUGAAGAGGAAGAUCUGUCUGCAGAAAGAAGUAGAAAAAAAAUUCCAUUUCCACCCGGGAACCCUUGUUUAAGCUUUUCUCUGUUGCAUUCUGAAAGGGACAGAAGCAGUUGCCUGACAACACCAUCUGCUUCAAACGAAUCAUUCUUUCCUAAUUAGAAUAAAAAACAAUCAUUCCGAUCGAAUAGUUGCUUCGAUUUCGUUCGACCAUGUUUUCGAUCAACUCUGCCCUUCUCCAACUGGACAAAAAACUGGAAGAGGACAAUAAAUUUAACGAAUACUUGAAGAAAACCGAAGCCGUAACUGGAAUCGAACGUCGAAAAUUGGUUCUCACGACAUGCUUUAUCCUUGGUGCUAUGGUAAUUAUCGGAUAUGGUGCUCAACUGGUCUGCAAUGGUAUUGGUUUCGCUUACCCAGCUUACUGUUCGAUUUUGGCCAUUGAAACCCGCAACAAAGAAGAUGAUACUUUGUGGUUGACCUACUGGGUCGUGUUCGCUGCAUUGUCCCUUGCAGAAUUUUUCUCAGAUUUCAUCUUGGCUUUAAUUCCUUUCUAUUGGUUCUUGAAGUGUAUUUUCCUUAUGUGGUGCUUUGUGCCUUUCAAAGUGAAUGGUUCUAGAAUCAUCUAUUACCGAUUUAUCAGGCCUGUUUUCCUAUCUCAUGUCGGACAUCCAGAACCCGAAGAAUCUACUCCUAACGACGAGCAUGAGAAGUCCUCAUAAAUUGCUAGUCCAAGAGAUGCUCUGUUUUUCAACUUGAGAGUGAGAAGAUACCGAUGAGUAUUUGUGACUGAGGAAUAAUGCGUUUUUACUGAUAGCAUUUAGAAUAGUGUGAUUGUUCUUUUGUACCCUUCGUCAAUUCCUGGUGAUCGUAACUGUUCUUUUGUACCUAUUUGGAUACCAUACCUCAUCCAAUGUGAAAAACCAUGUUAUUAACUAUUAUUUUUUCUAAACCAGACUUUUUAAACUUCUAUCACCGAAGUUUAUUUUUCGACGUGGUAUGAAGAUGAAUAAGAAAACUGAAUAUUUUGUUCGAAAAGAACGGAAUUUAUCAGCGAACGGUUUCGAAUAAAUAAUAGUUGUUACCUUUUGUUCUAGUCAGUAUCGAUAACGUCACCUGUACAUAAAUAUACUAAUCAUGAAUCUGUGAUCAUUAAUAUGUUUUAGGACUGUAAUUAAAUAUUGACUUACUGAAUAAUUAGAAGAUAUUAUCCUUUAAUCACUUAUUACCUGAAAUAUUCAGUCUUGUUUAAUUGAAAUCCUGAAUUCUUUAAUCGUAUUAUUUAAUCUCUUAUUUUUUGAAAAAGUACUCUAAUAUAUUGAUAACAAAAUUGUUUUCAGAUUAUUGCAAAAAUUACUUAAUUUUCCGUAUGUAGAGAAUUGUUUUUAGUAAGUUAUUAUUUACAAUGUGUCAAUAUUUUGCUAACAAGUAUAAAAGUUUUAAUUUCAGCAUAAGUAUAUUAAUAAUGUAUUUGUUAGAAAUCAAAUUUGAAGUAUUUUUAAGCAGCUUUAUUUCUAAGAAAGAUAUCUUGCAAAAAAUCCAUUCUUUAAUUUUUACAUCGUUUUAAUUGUUAUCAGAUUAAACUAACUAUUUUGUUUAUCAAAGACAAUAAAAAAAUAAAUAUUCAAAUUUUUGGCACUUUAAAAUUAUUAUUUUUUUAUUAUUUAUUAUUUUUUUAAUACUGCGUAUGAGUAAUAAAUUCCAUUAGUUAACUAUUAGCGGAAAAAAAAUAUUAUGAAGUUUUAAUGCUAAGGAAUGAAUUAUUUUUAAAUAAUUUUUUUCACGUUUAUUAUUCUGUAGACACAUUUGAAUUUUAAUAAUGCAUUAAUGAUGUUUCUUUUAAACAUAAACAUUUUGUCAUUAUUGUUAGAGUGUUUGUGAACAAUGAAAAUAAAAUUUAUUUGAUUAUACAAAUGA